AUGUCCGCCGAGGUUGCCAACACUGCCGCUCCGGCCGCUGAUGCCAACCCUCAGUCGCCUGGUGCCGACGCCAACGGUGCGGCCGUGAACACCAAUGUCGCGCCUGCCCAGGAGGUCUCGACUCCCACCUCCGCCGCCCCUUCCGUUCACCAGAACUCGGCCUCGCUCUAUGUUGGUGAGCUCGACCCUUCCGUCACCGAGGCCAUGCUCUUUGAGCUUUUCUCCUCGAUCGGCCAGGUCGCUUCUAUCCGUGUCUGCCGUGACGCUGUCACUCGUCGCUCGCUCGGUUACGCCUACGUCAACUACAACAGCUCCGAGGACGGUGAGAAGGCUCUUGAGGAGCUGAACUACACGCUGAUCAAGGGCAAGCCCUGCCGUAUCAUGUGGUCUCAGCGUGACCCCGCUCUGCGCAAGACUGGCCAGGGCAACGUCUUCAUCAAGAACCUGGACGCUGCGAUCGACAACAAGGCUCUUCACGACACCUUCGCUGCUUUCGGCAACAUCCUGUCCUGCAAGGUCGCCCAGGACGAGACUGGCGGCUCCAAGGGUUACGGCUUCGUCCACUACGAGACUGCCGAGGCUGCCAACAACGCCAUCAAGCACGUUAACGGCAUGUUGCUCAACGAGAAGAAGGUCUUUGUCGGCCACCACAUCCCCAAGAAGGACCGCAUGAGCAAGUUCGAGGAGAUGAAGGCCAACUUCACCAAUGUUUACGUCAAGAACAUUGACCUCGAGGUUACUGACGAUGAGUUCCGUGACCUGUUCGAGAAGUACGGCCCGAUCACCUCUGCUUCCCUCGCCCACGACCAGGAGACCGGCAAGAGCCGUGGUUUCGGUUUCGUGAACUUCGUCAAGCACGAGGAUGCCGCCAAGGCAGUCGAUGAGCUGCACGACAACGACUUCCGCGGCCAGAAGCUGUACGUCGGUCGUGCCCAGAAGAAGCACGAGCGUGAGGAGGAGCUCCGCAAGCAGUACGAGGCUGCUCGCAUCGAGAAGCAGUCCAAGUACCAGGGUGUCAACCUCUACGUCAAGAACCUUGCCGACGAGAUUGACGACGAGAAGCUUCGUGAGAUCUUCGCUCCCUUCGGCACCAUCACCUCUGCCAAGGUCAUGCGCGACACCACCCCAGCCGAGAAGGUUGAGAAGAAGGAGGGUGAGGAGGCUACCGAGGAGGGCGAGAAAAAGGAGGGUGAGUCUGAGGAGAAGUCCGAGGAGUCUGGUGAGGACAAGGAUGUCGACAAGAUCACCAAGGAGAUGGACAAGGUCACCAUCAAGGGUGAGAAGAAGAUCCUCGGCAAGAGCAAGGGCUUCGGUUUCGUCUGCUUCAGCAACCCCGACGAGGCCACCAAGGCCGUCACUGAGAUGAACCAGAAGAUGGUCCACGGCAAGCCGCUGUACGUCGCUCUUGCUCAGCGCAAGGAUGUCCGCAAGAGCCAGCUUGAGGCCACCAUCCAGGCCCGCAACCAGAUCCGCAUGCAGCAGGCUGCUGCCGUUGCUGGUAUGCCCGCUCAGCAGUUCGUCCAGCCUCCCAUGUUCUUCGGUCCUGGCCAGCAGCCCUUCAUGGCCCCUGGUGCUCGCGGCCAGAUGCCUGGCUUCCCUCAGGGUAUGCCCGCCGGCCGUGGCGGUGCCCCCUUCCCCGGCGCUAUGCCCAUGCAGGCCGGUCGUGGUGGCCCCAACGGCCAGCAGAUCCCGCCCAUGUACGGCAUGCCUCCUGGCGCUAUGCCCCCUGCUGGCAUGCCCGGCUUCAACCCCGCCUAUGCCCAGAUGAUGGCUCAGCAGGCCGCUACCAUGGGUGGCCGUGGCCGUGGUGCUGUCCCCGGCAUCCCUGCCAUGCCCGGUAUGCCCCAGAUGGCUGGCCAGGGUCCUCCUCGCCAGGGUGCUGGCCGUGGCAACGGUCCUCGCGGCCCCUACCCCGCUGGUCGCGGUAUGCCCGGUCAGGGCCCCGUUCCCGGCGGCGAGGGUCUCGACGUGACCACUCUCAACUCUGCUCCUCCCGCUCAGCAGAAGCAGAUGCUUGGUGAGGCUCUGUACCCCAAGAUCCACGCUCAGCAGCCUGAGCUUGCCGGCAAGAUCACCGGUAUGCUGUUGGAGAUGGACAACGCCGAGCUGCUUAACUUGACUUCUGAUGAUGCUGCUCUCCGCGCCAAGGUUGAGGAGGCCAUGGGUGUCUACCAGGAGUACGUCCAGAGCAAGGGUGAUGCCAAGCAGGAUGAGAACGCUGCUCCGACCGAGGCCCCCAAGGAGGGCGAGGCCCCUGCCGAGAACAAGGCUUAA
Molecule: messenger RNA, 2274 nt
Organism: Aplosporella prunicola CBS 121167
Lineage: Eukaryota; Fungi; Ascomycota; Dothideomycetes; Botryosphaeriales; Aplosporellaceae
Exons: 2
Coding region: 1-2274 (757 amino acids)
Cellular component (GO): cytosol; nucleus; ribonucleoprotein complex
Molecular function (GO): poly(U) RNA binding; mRNA 3'-UTR binding; poly(A) binding
Source: RefSeq, a predicted model, not a curated record